AUGGUAUUUAUAUCUGCCGUAGCCACGUGGACUUCUUCUUCAUUAGUGCCUGGUUCGAUUCUUGGAAGAGUCAGGGCUGUGGCAGGCCGUCAUGUCGUCAGUUACAGUAUCAACGACGAGAAAUUUGACGUUGAUUCAUGGGGAAAUGUGAUUUUCACGGGUGAAGCCCUGACAUCAGGUCUUCACGAAUUUGUCGUGACGGCAUCGACGGAGUUCCAAAACGCUACAACUGUCCAGAAGGUGAUUGUCGAAAGCGACACUGCAGCCGUCGGGGGAAGAUCGUUUCGUGUUAAGGAGAAUUCUGCUCCCGAAACGAUCACAGAGAUAGGCGAAGAUCAAGAUAUCUUGCUGGUGGUUCCAUCAACAUCGGCUUUCAAAAUAUCUGAUGGGAAACUCGUCCUAUCCAAACCGUUGGACUACGAGAACUCUUCCAACUAUCAUGUACUCGACUUUACACAACUGAUUACCAAAUUGAAGUAUAACUGGGCGUCAAUGCACAACGAUCCGGGGAAUGCGACGCUACUACUUUCGUGGUCGAUGCGUUGCCCUUCUCAACAAACAUCCGUUGUAAGACCCAGACUCUCAGGAGACAGUCAGGUUAAAGUAUCGGACGACCUCCACAAAGAUGAAAAUUUCGGAAGACGGACUCCUGUCUGUGUCUUCUAUGAAUGGAACGACGACUUCAGUUGCUGUUGA
Messenger RNA from Cooperia oncophora, 696 nucleotides. Lineage: Eukaryota; Metazoa; Nematoda; Chromadorea; Rhabditida; Trichostrongylidae. The record is from the annotation of a GenBank genome assembly.